CGUAAAUAUCGUGGAUUUAAUAUAAAUAUGAAAAAACAAAUGAAAAGUCGAAUUAUAUACGGUGAUCAAAACUUUUUCGUGCCAUCGCAUUUGAAUUUCGGCGCGUAUAUAUUACAAAAAAUUUUAGCACAUAACAGCGGGCAAGCCGCUUUGAUAAAUGGUGCAACAGAGGAACAGAUCACGUACGGGGAAAUGGCGCAAAAGAUAGUAAAUAUAGCAUCGUCUCUUUCGCGUCUCGGUGUCAGGGAAGGCGAUGUGGUCGCUAUAUUUAGUGAAAACAGAAUUGAAUAUCUACUAACUACUCUAGCGGUUUACUAUUCCGGUGCUAUAAUUACGUUCUUCAACAAUGCAUAUACGAAAGGCGAUUUAACGCACGCUAUUAGUAUUUCAAAACCGAAAUACAUGUUUAUCUCUGGUGAAGUAUAUAAAACGCAAUACGAAGUUAUUGAAAAUACAAAAACUAUUCAAAAAUAUGUUUUAUUUGAUGAUGUACCGCUGCAAAGUAACAGCAUUUACUUUAAAGAACUGUCGGAGAAACAUAUAGAUAUCAAAUCAUGCAAUCAUUUUGAUUUUAAAGGGACACCACAAACAUGCAUGAUUCUUUAUUCUUCGGGGACUACAGGUCUUGCGAAGGGAGCAAAAAUUAAUCAUCUUAACUUAAUUGUGUCGAGCCAACAACCAAUGAUGACAGAUAAAUACUUGACUCCCCUAAUGAUUGCGCCGUGGUCGAGCACAAUGGGGAUAAUACGCAUCCUAAAGGAAAUCGCUUUUGGUAGAACUUUUGUGUUCUUGUCAAAGUACAAUGAGAGACAAUAUUUAAAAACUAUUCAAAAAUACAAGAUUGGCUUGCUCUCUGUAGCUCCACCAUUGAUUGUAAUGUUAUAUAAAUCCAGUAUUGUUAAGGAAUUUGAUAUGAGUUCUGUUGAGAUAAUUUAUUCUGGUGGUGCACCAAUUACUCUAGAGAGUAUACGUCAACUUAAAACAAGGUUUCCUCACAUGAAAGUUUUACAAGGCUAUGGGAUGACAGAAGCAACCGGAGCUGUAACCGAAGAUUUGGACAAUGCGCCGAGAGAGGGCAGCGUGGGCAGAAUCGUUCCAGGAAAUAUUAUUAAAAUUGCAGAUCCAGAAACUAACAAAACACUAGGAUGUGGCGAACCAGGAGAAGUCCGCAUAAAAGGUUUAAUAAUUUUUGGAGGAUAUGUGGGAAGAGAUAUGCAAAACGACUUCGAUGCUGAAGGCUUCUACAAAACUGGUGAUAUCGCGUAUUAUGAUGAGGACGGCUAUUUCUACAUUGUUGAUAGAAUAAAAGAGCUUAUCAAAUAUAAAGGAUGGCAAGUUACGCCGUCGGAGCUAGAGGCGGUUAUACUUCAACACCCAGCUGUUAAAGAUGCCGGAGUGACGGGGGCGCCAGAUACGUUGGCUGGGGAACUGCCUACGGCGUUUGUUGUGAAGCAAACUGACGCUAAAAUUACAGAACAAGAAAUUAUUGAUUAUGUUUCAGAUAAGGUAGCGCCGUGGAAAAGACUACGAGGUGGCGUUAUAUUUCUUAAAGAGAUACCAAAAACUGCCAGCGGCAAAAUUUUAAGGCGAGAACUGCAAGCGCUCCUGUCAAAACUAAGGCCACAAAAGCUACCUGCCAGCAAAUUGUGAUCGCUGUGCGGAGUUUUAGUAUUGAAUUAUGAAUUAAUAAUUCACAAACUUUUCCUGCUUCAAUUAAAACACAAAUUUCAAUUGGAAACGAAAUAUAAAAAGCA
Messenger RNA from Nymphalis io (European peacock), 1754 nucleotides. RefSeq lists its product as uncharacterized. Gene Ontology annotation, molecular function: long-chain fatty acid-CoA ligase activity. The coding region runs from base 28 to 1650 and encodes 540 amino acids. The record is from RefSeq and is a predicted model, not a curated record. Gene Ontology annotation, biological process: long-chain fatty acid metabolic process; fatty-acyl-CoA biosynthetic process. The transcript has 10 exons. NCBI's taxonomy places the organism in Eukaryota, Metazoa, Arthropoda, Insecta, Lepidoptera, Nymphalidae.